Mesorhabditis spiculigera is the source of this 324-nucleotide messenger RNA. NCBI's taxonomy places the organism in Eukaryota, Metazoa, Nematoda, Chromadorea, Rhabditida, Rhabditidae. The record is from the annotation of a GenBank genome assembly.
AUGCAGCCCGCCCGCCGUGACGUUUUAGCGCUGUACAAGCGGAUUUUACGUUUUGGCCAAGCGUUCGAAUCGAAAGACCCGGCGCUGACCGCCGAACAUCGCCAGGAAAUUCUUACCGAGGCCAAGGAGCGAUUUCGGGACAAUGUGCAGCUGUCCGACGUGAAGCGGAUCGGCGAGUUGAUGGACGAGGGGCGGACGCGGAUGGAGUUGGCUCGCCACUACGGCAUCCCCACGGCCCGUCCCGUCUAUUUGGCACCCGGCACUGCUUUUAAAAAAGCGAAAGGCAAAGAGGCCAUCUACCGAUCCCGGCCGCUGCACGAGCGA